AUGGCUCAUGUUGUGUUCAACCAUGUUGGGGGCAAACCACCAAUGUUUGAUGGCACCACAUCUUUUGAUCAAUGGAAGAGAAAGAUGAAGAUGCACCUUGGUACCAUUCAUACCAAAGUGUGGAAUGUGACCGAGAAUGACUUUGUUAUCCUUGAUCCCGACAAUCUCACCGACAAGGAUGAAAUCAACCAACAAUGCAAUAAUGCCGCUCUUAAUGCUAUAUAUCAAGGGAUUGAUUCAAAAGUGUUUGAACAAAUCAAAGAUCUUGAGAAAGCAAGUGAAGUGUGGCAAAGAUUGAUUGAGAUAUAUGAGGGCAACCAAAAUGUCAAGAGUGCCAAGUUGUACAUGCUCAAGGACAAGCUAUUCAACUUCAAGAUGGAAAAAGAUGAGUCCAUUACGGAGAUGUUCUAUAGACUCCAAGUGAUUGUCAAUGAUCUCAAGAACCUUAGAGAGAAAGUGAAGGAUGAGGACUUCUCACAUAAGUUCCUCAUGUGCUUGCCAAAGAGAUUCUCUACUUUGAGAAGAAUGAUCUUUAGAGAAGGAUUGAGCAAGGUGACUCCAAAUGAAGUGCUUGGUGACAUAAUGACCGAUGCUCAAUACAAUGAUGAUCUUAGUGAAGGAGAAGAGGAUAAGAGGGAAAAUAAAGACGAGAAAGAGAAGAGUAUGGCAUUCAAGGCUUCAUCCUCCUCCAAGAACAAGAAAGAAGAGCCAAGUGAGGAAGAGAUUGAUAGUGAUGAUGAGGCUAUGGCUCUUCUAGUUCGCAAGAUGGGCAAGUUCAUGAAGAAGAAGGACUAUGGUGCAAGAAAGAGAAGAGAGUUCACCAAAGGCAAUGGCAAUGGAAGCCUUUACUUCAAAUGCAAGAGCCCUAAUCAUGUGGUGGCCACCAAGGUAACAUAUAAUGAUGAUGCAUGUGAUGAUGAUGAUUCUUGUAGUGAUGAUGAUGAGGAACCUUCUAAGGAGGAGCUCAUGGACAUAUGUGAGCAAUUAAAUGAAAGCUUCCAAAAUAAGAGAAAAGAGUGUAAGGGCUUACUCAAGAAAGUCCAAGAUCUUGAGAAGUACCUCAGGGAGCUCCAAGCAUCUCAUGAGUGUCUAAAGGAAGACCAUGAGGAACUUGAGAAUGCUCACACCAAGCUUGCAAAAGCUCACUCUAUUCUUCUUGAUCAAGCAAAGGUGGAGGACCUCUCCAUCCACCACAACCGACUCAAGCUCAAGUAUGAGUGA
Molecule: messenger RNA, 1221 nt
Organism: Sorghum bicolor (sorghum)
Lineage: Eukaryota; Viridiplantae; Streptophyta; Magnoliopsida; Poales; Poaceae
Product: polyamine-modulated factor 1-binding protein 1-like
Exons: 3
Coding region: 1-1221 (406 amino acids)
Source: RefSeq, a predicted model, not a curated record